UUUAGACCUUUUUCUUUUUUUUUUCGUCUUGAAACCCGGCGAUCCCCGUCGACCGUCCUCUGGCAAGGUCCAACAACCGCGCGUGCCUCCCCUCGCUUCGAGAUCCGUCCAUCUCCGGCAGUCCGGUUCGCCCCAUGGCGGCGAUGCUAGAGGCCAAACACUCCACCAACAAGCCCCAGUCCCCACCCCCGUCCCAUUCAGCUUCCGCCCCCAGCUCGCUCCCAUACCACCACCACCACUACGGCACCUUUCCCCCGCCGUUGCAGCCGCCGCUCACCUUAGGCGCCGCCUACCACGCCUCCCCGGUCGGGUUCGGUGGCCAGGGCGUAGUGGCCUUCCCCAGCGCCGUCCAGCAGCAGGUAUUCGUGGAGGGCGUUCCCGUCCGGGAGCCGCCACUGCCCUUCUGUGGAGUCGGCAUCGGCUGGUUUCUUUUCUUAUUGGGGUUCUUCUUGGCUGCCAUACCCUGGUAUGCUGGUGCCUUCCUUCUAUUCUUUGUUGCCUUGGACCACAGAGAGAAGCCUGGAUUAAUUGCAUGCACCAUUGCUGCCAUAUUUGCACUAGUCUCUUUCAUUCUGAAUGGUAUCAGAAUGCAUCCUUUCUGGUGAACAAUGCUGGAUGUCGCCAAUCAAAAUCCAUAUGUAGUUAACAUUUCUGGCGCCACAUUUGAUAUGUCCAUAGCUCUAUUGUAUUGCCCCUGCCCGUGAAGAAUGAAAUAUAUGAGCUUACGUGUAAAAAAAAAUCACCAUAUUUUUCCAUCCGCUGGCUCACAUGCCCUGUGAUAUAUAUGUGUAAUCAUGAAUUCUACAGUUUAUCUAUAUGAUAUGGUACCAAUUUAACAGCUUACCGGAGCAGGAUUAAAUAGUUA
Messenger RNA from Setaria italica (foxtail millet), 865 nucleotides. Its product is annotated as 60S ribosomal protein L18a-like protein. The coding region runs from base 135 to 605 and encodes 156 amino acids. The transcript has 4 exons. The record is from RefSeq and is a predicted model, not a curated record. Lineage: Eukaryota; Viridiplantae; Streptophyta; Magnoliopsida; Poales; Poaceae.